AACACACGAGCAGCGGAUCAAUUGGAAAAGCUACCAAGGGACUCGCUACACAAUUAUAGAAUAACUUUUAGCACUCCGUCAUCAGAAGUGAUAUUGUACUUUCGUCUACUAACCAUGGAAGACCAACUGCGCAUCUUGAUGGAGCACCAAAGCCAAAGUUUCCUGGAAUUGGCAAAAACUCUGCAAGCGUCGGUACGAGAACAGGCACAAACUUGCGUCGUCACAUUGCCGAAAUUUAACGCCGACAUUCCUGGCGCCGACGCUACUCAAUGGUGUGCUACGGUUGACAUUAUUUUGGUUGAAAAACCGCUGGAAGGCAGUGCUCUAACAUUGGCCUUAACAAAAUCGUUGGAAGGAAGCGCGUCCCAAUGGCUUUCUGAAGUGUGCUAUGCAAGCGUGACUAGCCGCCAUGUUUUUGCAGUUAUUAAACAGACGCCCCGGCAACAGUGAAUGCCUUGUGAUAUACAGUGGCGUGCAAGUAUGAGUACAUGUUUGCAACUUUUGACUGUUCGCCUAAAUAAAAAAGGUAUUAGUUAAGCAAAUGAACCCAAAA
This is a messenger RNA of Drosophila yakuba, 553 nucleotides long. RefSeq lists its product as uncharacterized. The record is from RefSeq and is a predicted model, not a curated record. Bases 115 to 450 code for a protein of 111 amino acids. The transcript has a single exon. NCBI's taxonomy places the organism in Eukaryota, Metazoa, Arthropoda, Insecta, Diptera, Drosophilidae.